AGAUAUACUAUGUCUAUGGUCGCCAUGAUUUAUUUGGCCUGACGUCUGACAGCUGUGAUGCGUGAUACGAUGUUUCGUUGUGAUGUUUCCAUCUUUUGAUGGCGUUGAUUGACGGCGGUUAUGAGAAUCGCGGAAAAGAAUGAGCGAAGAGAUUGUUCGCGAUGCGAGAUCAUUAUUCUCGUUUUGAGCAUGGGUGCCUAAUACGCACGUCAGCGUUAUCAGUGUAUAUAUCUGUAUAUAUCGUAGAUUUUUCAUUUCCUCGCAAUGCGUACCUGAUUUAAUUAGCACUUUUGAUCGCUGUAUGUUUGUAAAAUCCACGUCGGAAAAUACGCGGGAUGUCCACUCUGCGGAAGAAAGCGAGCAAAAAGUCAACGACAAGGAAAACCGACACCCUUGUAGGAGAUGUGACCAUUGACGACUUUGCUAAUACUUUACGAAUCCGCGCAAGGCUCAAGAAAUCUAUUACAAAUGUCUCCAAUGAAGUAAAACAAGAAGCAACGAUACAAGAAGAAAAACCUGCAUGGGACAAAAUAGACGAAGAGAAUUUAUUGCAAAGUAAUGUAAUAGAAAGUAAUCACAGAAUUAUGUCUGGUACUAAUACAAGAAGGAAUAGGAGAAAGUUAAAAUGUCAGGAGGAUAAUGAUAAAGAAGAAGGGAUUGAUUAUCCAUUAGACAUAUGGUUUAUUAUUUCGGAAUAUAUACGACCCGAAGCAGUAGGAAAGUUUGCACGGAUUUGCAAAAGUUCUUGUUAUGUAACCACCACUGCAAAAUUUUGGUUUCAUUUAUAUAAAUCAUAUUACAAAUUUGUACCAAAUUUACCCGAGCAUCUGCAGCCACAAUGUAUGAGAUUACAUGGAUUAAGAGCUUGCGUUAUCAGGGCAUUACAUUACAGUUAUUUCACAUCACUAUUACAACGGGAAGUAGACGAUAUGUCUUACUUACGACAAGAGGAACCACAUUCUCUUGUGAAAAGAAAAUGCACUCUUAUGUGGCAUAAAAAAGGGAAAAUACGAUGGUAUUUUUAUUUUAAACUGAAGGAGAUUUCCAAAAUAUGUAAGAAUCCGUUAAAGCAAAAUAUACAACAAUGUGAUACUAAGAAAACUGAAUUUCUCGAAAUGCUGGAAGAUGUGGCUGUUAAUCCCGAAGAAGGUUGCAAAGUGCUUAGGGUAACUUGCUUAAAAUAUAGUAUGCUACCGCCGGUAAUCGGAUUAGUUUUGCAAACAGUAUCUAUGAAUUUAAUGCCCGGCUUUAGAGAACAUCGACUUCAGCUUGGAUUCGGAACAUCGGAUGUUCCUAGUACAUUAACCAAUCAAGUUAUACUUCGUGAUGUUACCGAGUACCGUAUCUUAGAUUGGUGGGAUCCCACCUAUCCUCAUCAGGACGCGAACUACACAAUCGAAUUAUUGACAAGUGACUCUUGGGAUUAGAAUUUAUUAUACAGAUUGUUCUUAUAUUUUGUGUAUGGAAAAAUAGAAAAAUCUUUAAAUUUUAUAAGACAAAUAUAUCUCAACGUGAUGAAU
Formica exsecta is the source of this 1520-nucleotide messenger RNA. RefSeq names its product transmembrane protein 183 (gene fsd). Gene Ontology annotation, cellular component: SCF ubiquitin ligase complex. The transcript has 8 exons. Gene Ontology annotation, biological process: regulation of protein stability. The coding region runs from base 336 to 1427 and encodes 363 amino acids. Lineage: Eukaryota; Metazoa; Arthropoda; Insecta; Hymenoptera; Formicidae. The record is from RefSeq and is a predicted model, not a curated record.